CCUGCAGCUUUCCAAGGCCCGCGCGCGUGCGCGGGAGGGACGGCUCCAGCGUGGAGGUUUCCCGUUCAAGGCGACUGAAGAUGUGACUGACGGGCCGGCGGCGGCCAGCGAACGAUGCUGGCCCUUCUAGGCGCGACGACCCUGGUGCUGGUCGCCGGGGCGCCGUGGGUGCUGCCCGCAGCCGCAGGUGUAGAAAAACUAAAAUCUCCUCAAAAUGUAGAGGUCUACAUCAUGGAUGACAACUUUAUCCUGAAGUGGAACAGGAGCAAUGAGUCUGUUGGGAAUGUGACUUUUUCAGCAGAAUAUCAAAUGCCUGAGAUGGAUAAUUGGAUAAAAUUGCCUGGGUGUCAGUAUAUUACUAGUACCAAAUGCAACUUUUCUUCACUCAAGCCAAAUGUUUAUGAAAAAAUUAAAUUGCGUAUAAGAGCAGAAAAAGGAAAUAACACUUCUUCAUGGUAUGAGGUUGACUCAUUUGUACCAUUUCUAAAAGCUCAAGUUGGUCCUCCAGAAGUACAUUUAGAAGCUGAAGAUAAGGCAAUAAUAAUAAACAUCUCUCCUCCUGGAACAAAAAAUAGUGCCAUGUGGGAUCAGGAGGACUUUAAAUAUAGCUUGGUUAUCUGGAAAAACUCUUCAAGUAUAGAAGAAAGAGCUGAAACUGUUCAUGCUAGAGAUAAAAUUUAUAAACUCUCACCAGAGACUAUAUACUGUUUAAAAGUUAAAGCAGAACUAUAUUUGCAGAUGAAAGUUGGUGUCUAUAGUCCAGUGCAUUGUAUCAGUACCACAGUUGAAAAUAAACUGCUUCCACCAGAAAAUAUAGAAAUCAGUGCUAAAAAUCACAGCUAUGUUCUGAAAUGGGAUUAUGCAUAUAUAAACGUGACAUUUCAAGUUCAGAGGCUCCAUGCCUAUUUAAAAAGGGAUUCUGAGAACUAUUCAGAUAAAUGGGAAUCAAUACCUAACUGUGAAGAUAUCAAAAUUACCCAGUGUGUCAUUCCUCAAAAAAAAUCCUCAAAAGAAAUUUACUUUCUCCGUGUACGGGCAUCUGAUGGAAAUAACACAUCUCUUUGGUCUGAAGAGAAAAAACUUGAUACUGAACAACAAACUAUCAUGCUUCCUCCAGUCAUUAACAUAAAAUCCAGUAGCGAUUCAAUGCGUAUCUAUGUCAGUGACUCAGAAGAGUCUGAAAAAAGACCUGUGAGCCAGGAUUACCCACCAAUUUAUGAAAUUGUUUUUUGGAAAAACACUUCAAAUGCUGAGAGAAAAAUGCUAGAGGAAAAUGCUGAUUUUACUGUUCCUAACUUACAACCGCUGACUGUAUAUUGUGUCAAAGCCAGAGCACAUCUUAUGAAUGGAAAGUGGAAUAAAAGCAGUGUUUUCAGUGAGAUUGUGUGUGAGAAAACAAAACCAGGACAUACUUCUAAAGUUAGGCUUAUAGCUGGAAUUUGCACUGCAUUAUUUGCUGUCGCAGUUGUCAUCUGUGCUGUGAAAGGCCUCUGGAGGUGCAUCAAUUACGUGUUCUUUCCAUCAGUUAAACCUUCCCAUGUGGCUGAGUAUUUCUCUGAACAACCAUUAAAGAAUCUUCUACUUUCAACUUCUGAGGAACAAACUGAAAGGUGUUUUAUAAUUGAAAAUACAAACAUGAUUUCUGCGGUAGAAGAAACUAAUCAAAUUGAUGAAGAUAACAAAAAAUACAAUUCCCAAACUAGUCAAGAUUCAGGAAACUAUUCUAAUGAUGAUGAAAAUAAUGGAAGUAAAACAAGUGAAGAACUUCUACAACAGGAAAUCAUAUGGCCAGAGAUUAACUCAGUGUACUGUUAGGUGGUUUUGUGGGAAUUCCACUGGCAGCCUGAGCUCCCUGCUCCUCUCAGUAACUGAAAAGAGGAUCCUCGCUUGUUGGGGGAAAGAAAACAUCUUCAGAUCAUGGGUCCUAAAAAUACAGGCAACACUUAACUAUUUAAAGCUGAAAAUACAGGAGUUUGGAGAAAAGUUUUCCGUGUUCUUUUCUGUGUGUAAGAUCUCGAAAGACCCGUUGUGGAACAGUCUUCUAUGAGGAGUUAAACCAAGAAGUUUCCUCUGCUGAGGUACCAGCAUCAUCCUGGUAGAAGAAAAGGUUGAAAGCAGCUGCCCUGGGGAGGGCUGUGACAAUCAGCACACCCUGAGCACAUAUACAAGUCUGCAGACCACACCAUAUGGGUUCCUGGCCCUGCCGCUCCAGCUUCCUGAGCCAUUCUAGCAGAGUGUGACAGCCAUAGAGGAGGCCCAGGAGUCUCUUCCAAUACAGCUCUGCUGGAGAAUCCCUACGGUGACCUGAACACACCUUUUCAUCUUUCUGACCAGAGGCAAUUGGUUUAAAGCACAUCUUCUGGGUUGGCCUCAUGUUUGUAAAGGCCCUGUCACUUUGGAAGCUUGCCUCUUUAAGGAGACUGGGAGCAUGUCAUGACACCCUGCCACCAUUGCCUUUCAGAAUGCGCCAGUUCAAUGAUCCUGUCCAGCACUUGUGGCCCUGCAUUAACCACAGGGAAAAGGAUGCCUCAGACUGGAUAGCCUGAAAAGAAACAACAGCUUUGCAGGAUGUGGAGAAGAGAAAACUCAGACAUUAGCAUUAAAAGGCACCAGUGAGAUCAUUAGGUCCCUAAGAUGUAGGAACACAUAUCUUCAAGUUAUGAGACUAUCUGGUUUUCAGUGAACAAGCACCUGAGCCAGCAGCAGCAGCAAAAGAAAAUUUUUCUUGCUUUGUCUUCUAGAAAUAGUUCCAUUCCAUCCUUCAUUAUACUGCUUAAUCAGGAUGUGCUUAGUUGUAAGGCAAUGAGUAUUUGUUCUGAACAAUAACAUUCUUAGAAAUGCCAUGCACUGGGAACACCAAUAAAUUGCCUCAGAAUUAUAA
Messenger RNA from Galeopterus variegatus (Sunda flying lemur), 2881 nucleotides. RefSeq names its product interferon (alpha, beta and omega) receptor 1 (gene IFNAR1). NCBI's taxonomy places the organism in Eukaryota, Metazoa, Chordata, Mammalia, Dermoptera, Cynocephalidae. Gene Ontology annotation, molecular function: protein binding; interferon receptor activity. Gene Ontology annotation, biological process: cytokine-mediated signaling pathway. The transcript is spliced from 12 exons. The record is from RefSeq and is a predicted model, not a curated record. Bases 115 to 1815 code for a protein of 566 amino acids.